Messenger RNA from Myotis myotis, 1386 nucleotides. RefSeq names its product post-GPI attachment to proteins 2 (gene PGAP2). The record is from RefSeq and is a predicted model, not a curated record. NCBI's taxonomy places the organism in Eukaryota, Metazoa, Chordata, Mammalia, Chiroptera, Vespertilionidae. Gene Ontology annotation, biological process: GPI anchor biosynthetic process. Gene Ontology annotation, cellular component: endoplasmic reticulum membrane; Golgi membrane. Bases 354 to 1106 code for a protein of 250 amino acids. The transcript has 8 exons.
CACAGGGCCCCUCGAAGUGGGCUGGUGAGUGGCUACAUUGAACGGGGUGUGGGAGAAGAAUGGUGACGUCAUACAGAGGCUCCGCCCACUUCCUGAGAGCGGAGAGGCCCGGCUGCUGAAGCUCGGGCCAAUCAGAGGGAAGGCUACUGGAUGGCAUGGAAGAGUAGAGUUUGCUGAGAUGGAGGAAAAGAAGCAUUCCAAGCCAGAUGAACAGGGAGAAUAAAGAUGUGGGACCAGGAAAGAGCUCAAGACAGGGAACAAGGGCCAGAAGCAGGCAUCUGUAGGUUGGAGCUAAACAAAGAGGAUGACCCGAAGCCCAAAGGUGAUGGAACGCAGCGGAGAGGUCUGACAAGAUGUACCAGGUUCCACUGUCACUGGACCGGGAUGGGACCCUGUUCCGGCUCCGCCUCACCAUGGUGGCCCUGGGCACAGUCUGCUGUCCACUUAUCGCCUUCCUCUUCUGCAUCCUCUGGUCCCUGCUCUUCCACUUCAAGGAGACUACGGCUACACACUGUGGGGUGCCCAAUUACCUGCCUUCGGUGAGCUCUGCCAUUGGUGGGGAGGUGCCCCAGCGCUACGUGUGGCGCUUCUGCAUCGGCCUGCACUCGGCACCCCGCUUCAUGGUGGCCUUCGCCUACUGGAACCACUACCUCAGCUGCACCUCCCCGUGUCCUAGCUACCAACUGCUUUGCCAGCUCAACUUCGGCCUCAACAUCAUCGAGAACCUCGCGCUGCUAGUGCUCACCUAUGUCUCCUCUUCCGAGGACUUCACUAUCCACGAAAACGCUUUCAUUGUGUUCAUCGCAGCAUCCCUCAGUCACAUGCUCCUCACCUGUAUUAUCUGGCGGCUGACCAAGAAGCACACAGAUCAGAAGUCCUACAACUGGAAACAGCGGCUCUUCAUCAUCAACUUCUUCUCCUUCUUCACGGCGCUGGCUGUCUACUUUCGGCACAACAUGUAUUGUGAGGCUGGAGUGUACACCAUCUUUGCCAUCCUGGAAUACACUGUUGUCUUAACCAACAUGGCAUUCCACAUGACAGCCUGGUGGGACUUCGGGAACAAGGAGCUUCUCAUUACCUCCCUGCCUGAGGAAAAGAGGUUCUAAACCCUUCUCUCCUGCAGAGGAGGCCCACUGCCCAGAAACUAGAAGCGAGAUAACCACUCUGGCCUUCCCUACUCCUAUGUCCUCUCUGGGCCCUACUGAAGUUGGGGAGGGAAGAAGAAAGGAGGAAGGGCACAGGACAUGGCUUUACCCAGCUCUACGGCAUCUCCUUUUCCCCACCCCAUGUGAAGGUAUAGGAACCUUCAAGCAGCAUCACCCUUACCUGAGAAGCCCCAAGAAGCUGAGGUGGCAGGAGCGCUCCAUCUGGUGCUAAAAAAAAAAA